AAGGCGAACUAGCACUCACAGUGGUAUCCCUCACGGUCCCAUACUAUCUUCAAAGGAAUAUGAUGCUUUAUCCAACAAGUCCUGAGGCCGCUAAACGCUUCUUGGCCUUUGUAAACGCAUCUCCAACACCGUUCCACGCCGUACACAACGCAUCUGCACGAUUGGAGGCUGCUGGCUUUUCCAAGAUCAGAGAAAAGGAUGACUGGGAGAAAAAUCUAGCACCUGGGGGGAGGUAUUAUUUCACGAGGAACCAGAGUUCACUCCUCGCGUUUACACUUCCAAGGAGCUGGAGACAAGGAGCUGGCCUUUCUAUCGUGGCUACUCAUGUUGACAGCCCCAAUCUUCGUGUACGACCAAUCUCGAAGAAAUCCAAAGCUGGUUAUCUCCAAGUGGGAGUAGAAACGUAUGGCGGAGGCAUCUGGCAUUCGUGGCUGGAUCGCGAUCUGUCUUUGGCAGGUCGAGUUGUGGUAACACAACGCGACGGUAGCUUCAAUUCAAAGCUCGUCAAGAUCGACAGACCUCUCUUGCGCAUUCCGACCUUGGCAAUCCACUUGGAUAGAAACGUCAAUGAUUCGUUGAAAUUCAAUAAGGAAACCGAAUUUGUGCCCAUCCUCGGACUUAUCGCCUCGCAAUUAAAUGGUGGCGCAGAUUCUUCUGAGGAUGGUAAGGAAAGUAACGUCCCGAAACCCAAUGCCAACCCAUCAAGCAUUCAAGAAAACCACCACCCCGCUCUUCUUGCCGCAUUAGCCCAAGAACUUUCCAUUGCACCCGAAGAAAUACAUGACUUUGAACUGGCACUUUAUGACACCCAACCCUCCGUUUUGGGUGGAAUUGAAAAUGAAUUCAUCUUCAGUCCACGCCUGGAUAACUUGUUAUCUUCUUUCUGUGCUGUAGAAGCUCUUUCAGGACAUGCUUCUCUCCCAGCUUUCAGUACGCUAGAAGGCAACGUAAAUUGCAUUGCUCUCUUUAACCAUGAGGAAAUCGGUAGCGUAUCAAAUUCCGGAGCCCAAUCCUCGUUGAUCCCAUCGCUAUUGAGUAGGCUUUCACCGACCCCUUCGCUUCUAUCUCAGUCCGUGGCUCGGUCAUUUUUGAUAUCGGCUGACAUGGGCCACGCUGUGCACCCGAAUUACACUUCUAAGCAUGAAGAUAACCAUAAGCCGGUUAUGAACGGUGGUAUCGUGAUCAAAACAAACGCGCAGCAAAGGUAUUCCAGCGAUGCUAUUGGGUCUUUCAUAGUCAAGAAGCUCGUUGAGCGCAAAGGUGGCAAAGUGCAAGAGUUCGAAGUACGGAAUGAUAUAGCUUGCGGUUCAACUGUUGGACCAAUGUUGUCGAAGAUAGGAAUUCGGGUGGUGGACGUGGGUAAUGCUAUGCUGUCAAUGCAUUCUAUCCGUGAGACGGCAGGCACUCAGGACGUCCAGCAUGCUAUCGAUCUUUUCAGCUCGUUCUUUGAAGGUUUCGCAGGGUUAGAUGAGACACUGACUGCAGACUAAUUAUUGGAUUAACUGAAGAGUAGUCUUUGUUGUCGCAUGUUCGUCCACUGAGACUUGUAACUGUUUUUUGCACAAUACAAUGUACAUUCACACAAAAAUAAAUCACAAUCAACAA
This is a messenger RNA of Serpula lacrymans var. lacrymans S7.9, 1605 nucleotides long. RefSeq lists its product as uncharacterized. Gene Ontology annotation, biological process: proteolysis. The transcript is spliced from 8 exons. Gene Ontology annotation, molecular function: aminopeptidase activity; zinc ion binding. Gene Ontology annotation, cellular component: fungal-type vacuole. The record is from RefSeq and is a predicted model, not a curated record. Lineage: Eukaryota; Fungi; Basidiomycota; Agaricomycetes; Boletales; Serpulaceae. The coding region runs from base 60 to 1490 and encodes 476 amino acids.